AACGCUUUUUCUUGCUCCGAAUCCCAGGAGCCGUGGAAAGUUUUGAAGGCGGAGGCAUGGCCCGGCAGCCUUAUCGUUCUCCCCAGGAGGGAAACCCAGAGAGAGGAUCAGGUGUUUUCAGGUUAACCGUCAAAAAUGUGAUGGCGCAUCUUGAUUCUGAGGUGAAAGAAGAAUGUCUGAGAGAAGACCUAAAGUUUUACUUCAUGAACCCCUGUGAAAAAUACCGAGCCAGACACCAGAUUCCAUGGAAACUGGGUUUGCAGAUUCUGAAAAUAGUCAUGGUCACCACACAGCUUGUUCGUUUUGGCUUAAGUAAUCAGCUGGUGGUUGCUUUCAAAGAAGAUAACACUGUUGCUUUUAAGCACUUGUUUUUGAAAGGAUAUUCUGGUAUAGAUGAGGAUGACUACAGUUGCAGUGUAUAUACCCAAGAGGACGCCUAUGAGAGCAUCUUUUUUGCUAUUAAUCAGUAUCACCAUCUUAAGAACAUUUCCCUGGGGACCCUUGGUUAUGGAGAAAAUGAAGACAACAGAAUUGGCUUAAAAAUCUGUAAGCAGCAUUACAAGAAAGGAACCAUGUUUCCUUCUAAUGAGACACUGAACAUUGACAGCGACAUUGAGAUAGAUUGUGUCCACUUAGACCUUCAGGCCCUUGCCAGGAACCCUCCGGACUGGAGGAACUCAUCAUUCCUCAGACUGGAAUUUUAUCGGCUCUUACAAGUUGAAAUCUCCUUUCACCUCAAAGGUAUUGACCUACAGACAAUUCAUUCCCGUGAGUUACCGGACUGUUACGUCUUUCGGAAUACGAUUACCUUUGACAAUAAAGCUCACAGUGGCAAAAUUAAAAUAUAUUUUGACAGUGAUGCCAACAUUGAGGAAUGUAAAGACUUGAACAUAUUUGGAUCUGUUCAGAAAAAUUCUCAGUAUGUCCUGGUGUUCGAUGCAUUUGUCAUUGUGAUUUGCUUGGCGUCUCUUAUUCUGUGCACAAGAUCCAUUGUUCUUGCUCUACGGUUACGAAAGAGAUUCCUAAAUUUCUUCCUGGAGAAGUACAAGCGACGUGCAUGUGACGCUGACCGGUGGGAGUUCAUCAAUGGAUGGUAUGUCCUGGUGAUCGUCAGUGACCUAAUGACAGUAACUGGAUCCAUAUUAAAAAUGGAAAUCAAAGCAAAGAAUCUCACAAAUUAUGAUCUAUGCAGCAUUUUGCUUGGGACGUCUACGCUCUUUGUUUGGGUUGGAGUCAUCAGAUACCUGGGUUAUUUCCAGGCAUAUAAUGUGCUCAUUUUAACAAUGCAAGCCUCACUGCCAAAGGUUCUUCGGUUUUGUGCUUGUGCUGGUAUGAUUUAUCUGGGCUACACAUUCUGUGGCUGGAUUGUCCUAGGACCAUAUCACGACAAGUUUGAAAAUCUGAACACAGUUGCUGAGUGCCUGUUUUCUCUGGUCAACGGUGAUGACAUGUUUGCAACCUUUGCCCAUAUCCAGCAGAAGAGUGUCUUGGUGUGGCUGUUCAGUCGUCUGUAUUUAUAUUCCUUCAUCAGCCUUUUUAUAUACAUGAUUCUCAGCCUUUUUAUUGCACUUAUUACAGAUUCUUAUGACACCAUUAAGAAAUACCAACAGAAUGGGUUUCCUGAAACCGAUCUGCAGGAAUUCCUGAAGGAAUGUAGUAGCAAAGAGGAGUAUCAGAAAGAGUCCCCGACCUUCCUGUCCUGCAUCUGCUGUCACAGGAGGAAAGGAAGCGAUGACCACUUGAUACUUAUUAACUGAAGUCCUUCUGUUAAAAACAAUCAAAUUUCGGGCCUCCUUAUCCAGUGGCAAAGCGGAGAGACCCCAGAGGGCUGGGACCAGCAGUUCCAAAAGGACUGUCUUCGUUAAUUGUGGAGUGGGGACGAGCACUGACUGCCAGCUGGCUGACCGCGACUGGAGUUCUGAAGUUACUUUUUAUAAACUUGGAUGAUGAAGGAUAGACCAUAGGCUACUCCUGGGCAUUAGUGCAAUUAAGCAGUGAUAAUGAAAUUCUCUAUUAGUCUGUUAAUUUAUGACAUGAUAAUGUUGGGAUGGAAAAAAAAUCACAUUUCAUAGUGUGGAAAACAAUGAUGUUUAAUCCCAUUUAUUUAAAGAUAUGUGUUUAUCAUCAAAUAAGGAUGUUUUAAAAGUGAUUCCUGGGUUUUGAGACAUUUGUUAAUUCAUGGUCUGCUCAGAAAUGAAGUUGGUUGCAGUACCAAAUUAGAGACCCCCGCUGGAGAUCUAUUAAACCAUUUAAAGAUCGUACAUAAGCCAAGAAAAAGACCUCUUGCAAUGGACAUUUCUUGGCCUAUUUUCCUGUGGGAUUUCGUCUUUAGCACUAUGGAGCAACUGUUGGCAUAGUCAGUGGGAUGAAUAGGAAAUGGAGUCAUUUGGAUACCUUGUCACUUGUGCUAAUCAUUGAUUGUGCACACAUGGCAUAUGGAAGUAAACUGUAGCAGUGGUCAUUCAUUUUAACAACUGAACUCCACAGUGGUGGGGAUUUACCUUACUAAAGCAAUGAAAUAUGCUAUAUUUUUUCCCCAAAUAAAUUUAUUUUUAUCAUA
Messenger RNA from Galeopterus variegatus (Sunda flying lemur), 2560 nucleotides. It is a transcript of the gene MCOLN2, whose product is annotated as mucolipin 2. Bases 57 to 1757 code for a protein of 566 amino acids. Lineage: Eukaryota; Metazoa; Chordata; Mammalia; Dermoptera; Cynocephalidae. Gene Ontology annotation, cellular component: lysosomal membrane; plasma membrane. The transcript has 14 exons. The record is from RefSeq and is a predicted model, not a curated record. Gene Ontology annotation, molecular function: NAADP-sensitive calcium-release channel activity.